Molecule: messenger RNA, 824 nt
Organism: Dermacentor andersoni
Lineage: Eukaryota; Metazoa; Arthropoda; Arachnida; Ixodida; Ixodidae
Product: DNA-binding protein RFX7
Biological process (GO): regulation of transcription by RNA polymerase II
Molecular function (GO): RNA polymerase II cis-regulatory region sequence-specific DNA binding; DNA-binding transcription factor activity, RNA polymerase II-specific
Source: RefSeq, a predicted model, not a curated record
CGGAAACUUAGACGAGUAGGUUUGGUGACAUCUUUUACGGCGUCCUCUAACAACUCGUCCAGCUGAUUCCCGUGCCAAAAUGGUAAUCGUUUUAAAUAAGUGUGUCCUCUGCUUUAAACUUGUGAAUCUUAACUUAAAUUAUGGAUCCUACGAAAACGAAGACGUUGAAGAAAGAAAAAGCGUCGGUCAAAUCGGAAGUCGGCUGUUGUGUGAAAGACGAGCCCCCUGAAGUGGAAGCUGCGGACUGUGCUAUUGACGUUAGUAGUCGUUUGACUAACGGGAUUGAUUUUAAAGAAAAUGUGCCAGAAACUGAGAACAUGGGCAUGUUUUCUGGACCGCUGGAAACCGAAGCAACGAAGCCGGUCAGGAACAACUGGAUGAAGACCCACAUCGAGCAGUCAAUCAGUGAGGAAGCAAGGAAAAAGGUAGCAACUCUCAUCGAGGAUGUCGGUCAGCUUACGGACAUUGAGAAGCUAUAUCUGUACCUCCAGCUUCCUACUGGGACUCCCGUCGAUGCAGAUCCUCUUAAGCAGAAAAGUUCGGGCAAUCCGCUGGGCAAGAAGGCAGACGCGGAAGUGGCGCAGACUUACACCUGGAUUCAGAGCCACCUCGAGGAAGACCCCGAGACAUCAUUGCCAAAACAGGAGGUUUACGAGGAGUACAGGAGUUUCUUUGAGAAGAACAAGAUUGAGCCACUCUGUGCGGCUGACUUUGGCAAGGUGAUGAAACACGUGUUUCCGUCGGUGAGACCACGCAGGCUCGGCACGAGGGGCAACUCUCGGCAACUUUCUGAUGACAGCGGGGUCAAACAAGGAGCCGAGUAA